Leguminivora glycinivorella is the source of this 5221-nucleotide messenger RNA. RefSeq names its product ATP-binding cassette sub-family C member 4-like. The coding region runs from base 412 to 4599 and encodes 1395 amino acids. Gene Ontology annotation, biological process: monoatomic ion transport; transmembrane transport. The record is from RefSeq and is a predicted model, not a curated record. Gene Ontology annotation, cellular component: membrane. The transcript has 27 exons. Gene Ontology annotation, molecular function: ABC-type transporter activity; ATP binding; chloride channel activity. Lineage: Eukaryota; Metazoa; Arthropoda; Insecta; Lepidoptera; Tortricidae.
UCCUGUCUUUCCUUCAUUCGCGUUGUGUCGUGUGUAGUGGUUAUUUUCCCUGUUUAGCCGUCACGUCAAAAAAUUGUUGGUGAUGAUCUCUUGUGUUUAGUAUUAUUUACUUUAUUACUAUAUUUCUUUUAUUUCAUUUAUUCUUGUGAUUCAAUUUCUGUUCCGACGUUAAAAACCUUCUUUAUAACUAACCAAGAGUACGGGUAUAUUUCAUUACCACAAUAUUUAGCAGUUUAUUUUGGGGUGUCUUGUAGGUAGUUCUAACUCCUAUAAUAAUUAUAUACUGUUGAUUUGUGACUUGUUGCUAGUUAUAUAGUAGCAUUUUACGGCAGUUAUGUCUGUUCUACAUUCCUGAAGCUAUACAGCUCAUGUUUCUUGUAUCAGCUGACGAACGACGUUCAGCAAGCAAACAUGGAAUCAGCGAAGAAAAAAGGCCGUCCUGCACACCCGAGAGCGCACGCAAAUCCUUUAUCGGCUCUCACAUUUGGAUGGACUUUGCCAAUUUUUUGGAAGGGCUUGAAGCAGGAAAUGGAAGAGGAAAACCUAUAUGAACCUUUGAAAGAACAUGCAUCAGGUCCUCUCGGUGACAAAUUUGCUCGUCUUUGGGAAGAGGAGGUGGCUCGCGCUGGUACCAAGCGUACGCCGAGUCUCCUCCGAGUAAUAUUGCGAGCGUACGCCGUGAGGUGCAUGCUGUAUGGAAUAGUGCUGCUUUUUAUGGAGUGUGGCAUACGGCUCGCGCAGCCGGUGUUCCUCGGCAAGCUGGUGGACUUCUACGCGAUGCGGGCGGACCAGCCCGUGUCGCUCAACGACGCCUACUGGUACGCCGCGGCCGUGGUGCUGUGCUCCGCGCUCAACGUGCUCGUCGUGCACUCCUACAUGAUGGCCAUACUGCACAUGGGCAUGAAGUUCCGCGUCGCCUGCUGCUCUCUCAUAUAUCGCAAGUCGCUCAGACUGUCAAAGACGGCUCUUGGCGAAACGACGGUCGGCCAAGUGGUGAAUCUGCUCUCGAACGACGUGAACCGAUUCGACGUGGCCGUGAUAUUCUUGCACUAUCUGUGGAUAGGACCGCUGGCCACGGUCAUCAUCACCUACCUCAUGUGGCAGGAGAUCAGCUGGGCGGCGGUCGUCGGCGUCGGAUUCAUGUUGGCUUUCAUACCUCUGCAAGCAUGGCUGGGCAAAAGGACGUCGGUGCUGCGGCUGAAAACUGCGCUGCGCACGGACGAGCGGGUGCGGCUCAUGAACGAGAUCCUGUCCGGGAUACAGGUCAUCAAGAUGUACACCUGGGAGAAGCCGUUCGCGGACCUCGUCGCUAAGGCCAGGAAGCAGGAGAUAAAACAGAUCCGCGCCACCUCAUACAUCCGCGGCGUGCUGACCUCGUUCACGAUGUUCACGACGCGCAUCUGCCUGUUCUGCUCGAUCCUGGCGUUCGUGCUGGAGAACAACGUCAUCUCCGCCAAGCAGGUGUUCGUCGUCAGCAGCUUCUACAACAUCCUGCGCCAGACCAUGACCGUCUUCUUUCCACAAGGGAUCGCUCAAGUAGCAGAAGCAUCAGUGUCAAUUAAAAGACUCCAAAACUUUAUGCUCUAUGAGGAUACGAGCAAACCAGUCCCUACUUUGAGCGAAAUACAAACUUCAACGAAAUCAAAAAUCAAACUACUAGAUGAGCCAAAGGAAACAGCCACUACCCCAACCAAAUCUUCAUUAGAUAAGCCACGAGACACGCCUUCUCAAGAGUCGAGCACUGUCAAAGAAACGAAGAAGAUAGAUGAAGCCAAAGGCAAUGGGCGGUCGGCGGCUCCGUUGGAGUCUGGCGAGGAAGAGGACACAGAGCUGGAACAGUCCCAGGGCGCCGGCGUGCGCCUGCAGCACGCCACGGCCAAGUGGGUCGCCGCGCACCACGAGAACACGCUCACUGACCUCAGUUUAACUAUCAAGCCCGGCAAACUGGUGGCGGUGAUCGGGCCGGUGGGCGCGGGCAAGUCGUCGCUGCUGCAGGUGCUGCUGCGCGAGCUGCCGCUCGUGUCGGGCUCCGUGCACGUCGGCGGCUCAGUCUCCUACGCGGGCCAGGAACCCUGGCUCUUUGCAGGCAGCGUAAGACAGAAUAUCCUGUUCGGGCAGCCAAUGGACCGGCCGCGGUAUAACACAGUGGUACGGCGCUGCGCGCUCGAUCGCGACUUCUCACUGCUACCGCACGGAGACAAGACCGUCGUGGGCGAACGAGGCGUCAGUCUCAGUGGAGGUCAGCGCGCGCGUAUCUCCCUGGCGCGCGCCGUAUACAAGCGCGCCGACAUCUACCUGAUGGACGACCCGCUGUCGGCCGUGGACGCGCACGUGGGCCGCCACCUGUUCGAGUCCUGCCUCGUCGGCUAUCUGCGACACUCCACGCGAGUGCUCGUCACGCACCAACUGAUGUUCCUCAGAGACGUCGAUCAGAUUAUAAUCCUAAAGAAUGGCGCCAUCGCCGCGGCGGGUAGCUUUGAAACGCUGAGCGCUUCGGGGCUCGACUUCGCGACGUUGCUCGCGCGCGGCGAGGAAGAGGAGCGGCCCGUGGCCGAUUCCCAGUCCGCCAUCGACAUGGAGGAAUCGCCGCACGGCAGCUUCCGCAAGCGGCAGAUGAGCAUACACUCUGUGAGCUCUGUGGAUAACUUGACCGCGACGGCGCCGCCAGAGGGCGGGCGCGAGGAGGCGGAGAUGCGGUCGGCGGGCGCGGUGUCGGCUAAGGUGUACGCGGCGUACUUGGGCGCGAGCGGGAACGCGCUCGUCGUCACGCUCAUGGUGGCCGUGGCCGUGCUCGCGCAGCUCUUCGGCUCCGGCUCCGACUGGUGGACCAGCUACUGGGUUAAAAUGGAAGAAAUGGAAGGAGGGAUCCCGGGCCUACAACUAGCGGCCACCAACACCACUCUCGAGCGGAUGAUCGAAGACGUCCAGUUUGGGGAGGGGCCGCUCAGCCGGUACAACUGCAUCUAUAUCUACACGGGAAUGGUAGUCGCUUUGGUAGUGAUAUCGCUGCUGCGCUCGUUCAUGUUCUUCUCAAUGGCCAUGCGAGCCUCGACGCGCUUGCACAACAAGAUGUUCUCGGCAAUAACGCGGGCGCCCAUGCGCUUCUUCCACGUCAACCCUUCGGGGCGUAUCCUCAAUCGAUUUUCCAAGGACAUGGGAGCUGUCGAUGAAGUGCUGCCUGCUGCAUUACUCGAUGUUCUUCAGAUUGGUCUAUCGCUGAUCGGUAUCGUGGUGGUGGUGGCCGUGGUGAACUACUGGCUGCUGCUGCCGACGCUGAUCAUCGGGCUGGUGUUCUACGGCCUGCGCAUCGUCUACAUCGCCUCCUCGCGCAGCAUCAAGCGCCUCGAGGGUGUGACUCGAAGCCCGGUGUUCUCCCACCUCAAUGCGUCACUGCAAGGCAUCACCACUAUACGCGCGUUCGGCGCGCAAGAGACGCUCAUCCGCGAGUUCGAUAACCACCAGGACCUGCACAGCUCCGCUUGGUACCUUUUCAUUGCAACUUCCCGUGCGUUCGGAUUCUGGCUGGACCUUGUGUGUGUCAUAUACAUCGCCAUCGUUACUCUCAGCUUCCUCGUGCUUAAUUCAGUUGGGCAGUUUAGCGGCGGGGACGUAGGUCUCGCUAUAACGCAAGCUAUCAGCUUGACUGGCAUGUUCCAGUGGGGCAUGAGACAAUCUACUGAGUUGGAAAAUCAAAUGACCAGUGUGGAGAGAGUGGACGAGUACUCAAAGAUAGAGUCGGAGCCGCCGCUAGUGUCGGAGGGCAGCCGCAAGCCGCCGCCGUCGUGGCCCGAGGCGGGCCGCGUGGAGUUCCGGCACAUGUUCCUGUACUACGCGCCGGGCGAGCCGCCCGUGCUGCGCGACCUCACCUUCACCAUCCACCCCAGGGAGAAGGUCGGCAUCGUCGGCCGCACCGGCGCUGGCAAAUCCUCCCUCAUCAACGCGCUUUUCAGACUGGCGACGAUAGAAGGCGAGAUCAUAAUCGACGGUCGCGAGACGUCCGCUCUCGGGCUGCACGAGCUGCGGAGCCGCAUCUCCAUCAUCCCGCAGGAGCCGGUGCUGUUCUCCGGCACCAUGCGCCACAACCUCGACCCCUUCGACGAGUACCCAGACCACGUGCUGUGGCGCGCCCUAGAGGAGGUGGAGCUGAAAGAGGCGGUGAUGGAGCUGGCGGCGGGUCUCAGCUCGCACAUGUCGGAGGGCGGCGGCAACUUCUCCGUGGGGCAGCGGCAGCUCGUGUGCCUGGCGCGCGCCGUCGUGCGCCGCAACCGCCUGCUCGUGCUCGACGAGGCCACCGCCAACGUCGACCCGCAGACGGAUGCGCUGAUCCAAACUACAAUAAGAAACAAAUUUGCCGAUUGCACUGUACUCACUAUUGCCCAUCGACUGCACACCGUUAUGGACUCAGACAAGGUGCUGGUGAUGGACGCGGGGCAGAUGGUGGAGUUCGACCACCCGCACGUGCUGCUGGGCCGGCCGGGCGGCGUGCUGCGCGGCAUGGUCGACCAGACGGGCCGCGCCAUGGCCGACACGCUGGCCAGGAUCGCGGAACAGUCUUAUAGUAAAAGGAAACGGCCAUCAACCACGAGCGGCGCCGAGUGAUCUAGACAAAUUUUAUUUAUAUUAGAUUAUUGAAAUCAAUGUACACAAACGUUCCUAUGUUUGAAUUAGUGCCCAUAAAGUUAAUAUAGGUACUUAACAAGGAUCUGAUCCUGUAUCAAGUAUAUUGCGACAAAGCACGCAACCUUGUAUAAGUAGCCAAGAUACUUAAAUUAUAACAGAUCCACUCAACUAUGUCCAAUUAUAUUUAUGAAACCAGUUAUUUUUAUAUAUUUCAAGAACUAUGUGUAAGAAUAGUUUAAUUGAUUAGUGUGUAUUUGUUAAUUUUAUAAUCGACAUGAUUCAUCCUAUAUUUUAUACCAAAUAAUUAAGUAGGUGUCCAUUCUGUGUUAUAUGCCUAUUGUUUAAACAGGUUUACCAUAUAAAUAAGUGCGGUAGGCCCGCCUGCGAAAGCCCGAUGACAUUGCGAACACGAAGCAUAUUUAUUUUGUACAUAGCGAAUUUUAUUUACCGAUUUAUUUUACUACCUCAUUCACAUCAUUUGAGCAUUUCUUUUUGUUUUGCCAAUAUUUUUUUUUAUUGUUUUAGGGACUUUUAGGUCAAUUGUACUCAGAAUCACGAGUACUUUCAAUCUCACUGGGAGACAAAAAGUGUCCCAGAAUUU